AAAACUAAGAUGAGAGAGUGGGAGACUUUGCCGAAUGACCACGAAUGACGAGAUAUGGCGACGUGUAGAAUGAAUUGUUUUCGCUUGUCGUUCUACAAAUAGCCGGGUCUCAACCUGUAAACAAUACGAUUGUAAUUAAUAUUUAAAGUCUUUUAAUAAAUAGUUUUUGGCGUUUAAUUGAAUAAACAUGAAUUACAAUUCAAGUGCACGACGAGGAAAACCAAAAAGGUUAUUGGAUCCAUCUGCUGGUUUAUCUGCUCCUACAUCAAUGCCGCAAAGUUCAUACAUGUAUAAUCAACAGGUUCCAAUGAACAAUGGUGGUAUGGUUCCUGAAUAUGGUUUUAAUGUACCAGAGCAACAGCCACUACCAUAUGGUUUUAACACACCACCAGUACAAAAUUCGCCAUACCCUGCUAACGAAGGUCACGGAGAACAAUAUUUAUCACAAGAAUUUGCAACACAAUUAUUGGCACAGCCUGUAGUUACAAACAUGGCUGUACAAUAUGGAAAUGCUUUGGUGGGAUCAGGGAAGCAACAACUUGAAAAAUUUGUGCCAGUUACAGCUCUUAAGUAUUAUUUUGCAGUUGACACAAAUUAUGUUUUCACAAAAUUAGCUCUGCUGUUCUUUCCAUUUACUCAUAAAGACUGGUCAGUGAAGUAUGAACAAGAUGUACCAUUGCAACCACGUUAUGAGAAAAAUGCACCAGACAUGUAUAUUCCAACAAUGGCGUUUUUAACAUACAUAGUUAUGGCUGGAUUAGUUUUAGGAACUCAGGAACGGUUUAGUCAUGAGCAGUUAGGUAUUUUAGCUAGCUCUGCUCUCGCAUGGGGAAUUAUAGAAUUACUGGUGCAUACUGUGACUCUUUACAUAAUGAGUCUUGAAACAAGUCUUUCAACAUUGGAUUUACUGGCUUACUGCGGUUAUAAGUAUGUCGGUAUUAAUGCAGCUCUUGGAGUAUCGUUAUUGUUUCGGAAAUUCGGCUAUUAUUUCAUAUUGCUGUACUUCAGUGCAUCUUUAGCAUUUUUCCUUAUGCGAUCAUUAAAGUUAAGGGUCAUUCCACAGAAUCAUAGCUCGUACACCGCUUCUGGUAAUAAAAGGAGACUCUAUUUUAUACUAUUUGUAGCGGGAAUUCAGCCUAUUUUAAUGUGGUGGUUGUCGUAUCACUUACUUUAAUCAAUGAUCAAUGAAAAGCAAUUGGAAAAAAAUGUUAUAACAGAACGAAUUGUGUAUAUUUAUUUGAUUAUUCAUGUCACUUGGCAUUUUUGUAAUAAAAAAAUACUCCAACA
Molecule: messenger RNA, 1287 nt
Organism: Osmia bicornis bicornis
Lineage: Eukaryota; Metazoa; Arthropoda; Insecta; Hymenoptera; Megachilidae
Gene: Yif1
Product: protein YIF1B
Exons: 4
Coding region: 188-1174 (328 amino acids)
Biological process (GO): endoplasmic reticulum to Golgi vesicle-mediated transport
Cellular component (GO): COPII-coated ER to Golgi transport vesicle; Golgi membrane; endoplasmic reticulum membrane
Source: RefSeq, a predicted model, not a curated record